Molecule: messenger RNA, 758 nt
Organism: Jaminaea rosea
Lineage: Eukaryota; Fungi; Basidiomycota; Exobasidiomycetes; Microstromatales
Product: Adaptor protein complex sigma subunit
Exons: 2
Coding region: 29-667 (212 amino acids)
Biological process (GO): vesicle-mediated transport; protein transport
Cellular component (GO): intracellular membrane-bounded organelle
Source: RefSeq, a predicted model, not a curated record
UCCGACCUCAACUUCCCCUAACACCACAAUGGCAGUCGAAUCAGUCGUCAUCAUCAACAACUACGGCAAAGCUCGCUUAGCGACAUUCUAUCGUCCCAUCUCCACCGCACGACAGCAGCUCCUCAUCCGCACAAUCUACCACCUCGUAUCCAAUCGGCCAGACGAAGGCUUGUGCAACUUUCUCGAUGCGCCUCAGCUAAAGGCCCUCCUCCAACCACCAGCGUCCUCUUCCAAAGCAUCCUCAACCACCCCUGGUAUCGACAACGACUACCGCGUCAUAUAUAGACACUAUGCUACGCUCUGCUUCAUCUUCGUCGUCGAUAGUGCCGAGUCCGACUUGGCUAUCCUCGAUCUCAUUCAGGUCUUCGUCGAGUCGCUCGAUCGAUUCUUCCCCAAUGUCUGCGAGCUGGAUCUCAUCUUCCACUACGAUGAGGUGCAGAGCAUUCUCAGUCAGCUGAUACAGGGCGGUUUGGUGUUGGAGACGAACAUCAAUGAGAUUGUCAAGCAAGCUCAAGCCGCUUCCAAAGCUCGCAAAGCAUCAGCAUCGUCGACACAGCUGCCACAAGGGGCCGCUUCUGUGGUGUCAGGCAAUGGCUUCCAGGUCGGCAUUAACGCUGCGACUACGGCGGCAGGAUGGGCUCGCGAUUGGAUGAGCACGAGGAGAUGACCGCAAGCCAGCAUAUAAGAUACCCGCAUCAUGAUCUCACGCCAGGUUCAACCAUGUACUACUACACAAUGCAAUUGACACAUGCUAGCUA